UGAGACCAGGUGCCCGGCUCAGGUGGAGAACCAAGACCUGGGCGACAAGGAAGAAAGAAGUUCCUACCAAGAAACCGGGAAUGAAACCUGAGAGCUGAGCUGUGCUGCCGAAGGGACCAGGAGACCAGGAGUGGCUGACCACCCCUCCUGGCAGGCAGGGCCCCCUCGGGUGGCACUCGCAGCCCCACCCUAGCUGAGCAGGGCUUCUCCAGGAGCAGGACAUCCAGGCUGUCCUCAUGGCAGCCUUCCUCUCUGCCGGCCUCAGGGUACUUGCACCCUCAGAGACCUACACCCUGCCUGUGACCAGCUCCAGCUGGGAGCCCCAGCUGGUUUCUCCAUUCCCAUCAGGCCCUUCCACUGGCUCUACAGGGACCCAAGUCGUGGCCGAGCCCACUGGGCAGGGUCCCAAGAACCCAUGUGUGUCCAGCGUGACAGUCCAGCUGGAGAUGAAGGCUCUGUGGGAGGAAUUCAACCAGCUGGGCACAGAGAUGAUUGUCACCAAGGCAGGCAGGAGGAUGUUCCCGACCUUCCAGGUGAAGAUCCUGGGCAUGGACUCGCUGGCUGACUAUGCCCUGCUCAUGGACUUCCUGCCCCUGGAUGACAAGAGAUACAGGUACGCUUUCCACAGCUCAGCCUGGCUGGUGGCAGGCAAGGCGGACCCGGCCACGCCCGGCCGCGUGCAUUUCCACCCUGACUCACCCGCCAAGGGUGCCCAGUGGAUGCGCCAGAUCGUGUCGUUCGACAAGCUCAAGCUGACCAACAACCUGCUGGAUGACAACGGCCACAUCAUUCUCAACUCCAUGCACCGCUACCAGCCUCGCUUCCACGUGGUCUUCGUGGACCCACGCAAGGACAGUGAGCGCUACGCCCAGGAGAACUUCAAGUCCUUCAUCUUCACGGAGACCCAGUUCACGGCCGUGACAGCAUAUCAGAACCACCGGAUUACCCAGCUGAAAAUCGCCAGCAACCCUUUUGCCAAGGGCUUUAGGGAGAGUGACCCGGACUCCUGGACUAUACCUCCACGGCCCCUGCUCAGUGUCCCAGCCCGGAGCCGCAGCAGCCUCAGCCCCUGCCUGAUGAAGGGCUCCACAGAGCAGGAGAAAGACCCCAACAAAGUUCCAGCUUCCACCUCCAGAACCCCUGCCCGACUCCAUCAUCAGCUGCUGGCCCCCCCUGAGGCUCUGCUGACCCCAGCCACCUAUCGGCCCCUCACCUACCAGGACCUCUACACUGGAGUCUCAAGCCCCCUCGGAAUCCCAAGAGCCCGACCGACACCAUACCCCCUCCCCAAUAUCCAGGCUGACAGGGAUCAGGAAGGCCUGCCUCUCCAAGCUGGGCUGGGGCUUCUGUCCCCCAGCACCAUGUGCCUGGGGUCUCGCCAGGCCCCUCAGUGAUGGUGGGUCACCUGUGGACAGAGUCCUCUUUCUCUGGACCCCACCCCUCCAGCCUCACCUCUGCAGAGAACCCCUCUCUUCCCAAGGACAGCAGUACAGGUGGAAGCCCAGAGAAGGAGGCUGCCUGCUCAGUCACAGCAAGCCUGGGAUGGAGCCUGGCUUGGAACCAGGCCCCCUACCUCCCAACCUGCCCCCUUCUGUCUUAGAGGUGACUCUUCCA
Messenger RNA from Rhinolophus ferrumequinum (greater horseshoe bat), 1614 nucleotides. It is a transcript of the gene TBX10, whose product is annotated as T-box transcription factor 10. Gene Ontology annotation, molecular function: DNA-binding transcription factor activity, RNA polymerase II-specific; RNA polymerase II cis-regulatory region sequence-specific DNA binding. Bases 237 to 1394 code for a protein of 385 amino acids. Gene Ontology annotation, cellular component: nucleus. NCBI's taxonomy places the organism in Eukaryota, Metazoa, Chordata, Mammalia, Chiroptera, Rhinolophidae. The transcript has 8 exons. The record is from RefSeq and is a predicted model, not a curated record. Gene Ontology annotation, biological process: regulation of transcription by RNA polymerase II; cell fate specification; positive regulation of DNA-templated transcription.